AUGGGGUGGCUUCAAUCCCUCUUCUCUCCGUUGAAGAAGGUUUGGUUCAAGUUACAUUCAACUCAAAAGAAGAGAAGAGGGAUAUACAUUCUAUAUGAAGAUGUGAAAUCUUGUCCCUAUGAAGAUGUUCAAAUCCUCUGGUCAAUAUUAGUGGAAUCACAUCCACCUUCUAUAUCGUCGCAAAAAUGA
This is a messenger RNA of Lathyrus sativus (Indian pea), 189 nucleotides long. NCBI's taxonomy places the organism in Eukaryota, Viridiplantae, Streptophyta, Magnoliopsida, Fabales, Fabaceae. The record is from the annotation of a GenBank genome assembly.